Myxocyprinus asiaticus (Chinese sucker) is the source of this 2604-nucleotide messenger RNA. Its product is annotated as mediator of RNA polymerase II transcription subunit 31. Gene Ontology annotation, cellular component: core mediator complex; mediator complex. Gene Ontology annotation, molecular function: transcription coregulator activity. The coding region runs from base 127 to 534 and encodes 135 amino acids. Lineage: Eukaryota; Metazoa; Chordata; Actinopteri; Cypriniformes; Catostomidae. The transcript has 4 exons. Gene Ontology annotation, biological process: regulation of transcription by RNA polymerase II. The record is from RefSeq and is a predicted model, not a curated record.
AAAUAUGGCGUCACCAUAGCUUUUACAGGCAAUAGCGAAAGUGUUGUUUUACUAAUCUCCUUGUACAUUUGCCUAAAUAUUGAACAUUUUCAACAUAUUUCAACGUUUUCCCUCCAGUCGUCUGUCAUGGCUGGCGUUAUGGAAACAGAACAGGCAAGAAAUCGUUUCCAAUUGGAGUUGGAGUUUGUUCAGUGCCUCGCUAACCCAAAUUACCUGAACUUUCUGGCUCAAAGAGGUUACUUGAGAGAGAAGCCUUUUGUGAAUUACCUUAAAUAUCUACUUUACUGGAAAGAACCAGAAUACGCAAAAUUCCUGAAAUACCCUCAUUGCCUGCACAUGUUAGAGCUGUUGCAGUAUGAGCACUUCCGGAAAGAGCUGGUGAAUGCACAGUGUGCUAAGUUCAUAGAUGAACAGCAGAUCCUGCACUGGCAGCAUUACUCGCGAAAGCGCACACGGCUACAGCAGGCUCUUGCAGAGCAGCAGCAGCAACAGCAGCCCCAGCCUCCAUCCCACGGCAACGUCACCUCCAAAUGAGGCAGUCAGUGUGAUCUUAUUUCACGGAGGCAUUUUUGUAAAUAGUCAUUUUCAAGUGGGCUUUUUCAUGUUUUGGACUAUCAGACUGCUGUCCGUAGGCCCAUAAUGUUAUGUCUGUUUAUGAACUAUUGGCGAGAAAGGUAAAAGAAGGAAAGAGGAAUGUGAUUAGAUUGCUUUGGAGCAAUAUGUCUUACUUUCUGUAAGGUUGAUGGAUUGGUUUGAAUGUUUGCUUUGAUUAAAUGAUCUCGCCCAGUAAAACAUUGAUUAUAUUCUAAUAAAGUAUUUAUCAAUUGUUAUCAGACACACUGGCAAAUUAUAAUGCUAAAGCAGCAAUGUAUUUAAAUCUUCAUUGAGAUCAAAAUUUGUUUGUUUCUUUUUCUGAUUAACAAUUUUUUAUUGAUUCACAUAUUAAACACAGAAAAACAAAACAUAUAUACACAGAAUCAACAAUUAACCCCCACUAUUACCCAUCCCAAUCCUCAACCCCACCCUGGCCCCCAACAACAUCCCAGUGGUCAUACAGGAUUAUAGACACACAAAAAAAUAAAAAAAUCAUACAUCCAGAAAUGGCAGCUAUCUGCCCCAUUUCCCCACAAACAAGUCAGAUUUCCCCAGUCUUCUAAAUUACCCUUCUUCAAAGGCCGCCACCCUCCCCAUCUCCGAGCACCACUCCUGAAAUGAGUGCGCUCCAGCCGACCUCCAUCCCCUUAAAAUAUCUGUCUGGCGAUCAUGACGCUGGUUAGGACCCAACUCUUUAUAUGUCUAUUCUCUACAUCGAUGACCUCCCCUUCGCCCAAAAUACAGAGUCUGGGGCAAAAUUAAACCCGAGUGCCCAAUACGUCACACACAAAACUCUGAACCUUCAACCAAAACUCGUGGAUCUUAACACACCACCAAAAGACAUGGUUUAUGUCUCCAUCCUCUGAUUGGCAUCGCCAGCAGGUGGGUGUGUCUUUAAGACCAAGCCUAUACAAUCUAGAGGGGGCCCAAUAGAAUCGAUGUAAAAUCUUGAAUUGCAUAAGACACACCCUUGCAUUUCUAGAUGCAGACUUGACGUUUUUUUAGAAUCCUAGCCCACUCUCCCUCCAAUACCAAGUUUAAAUCUUUCUCCCAUAAUCUCUUGACAGAACUUAAAGCUCUGUCCCCCAGACUCUGAAUUAGCAGGGAGUAAUACACUGAUGCCUCAUGACCUUUUCCAAAAGCAGUAAUCACCCCUCCCAGAGUGUCUGCCGCUCUAGGGGGUGUAUGCUACUCCCAAAAAUAGUACAGAGCAGAUGGCGCAGCUGUAAAUACCUAAAGAACUGAGAUCAGGAAAUCCCAAAAUGUUGAACUAAAUUUUCAAAGGAUCUCAACAUUCCGCUCUCAUAUAGGUCACCAAGUGUAGUAACCCCCCUCACAAUCUACUCUGACCAGCAGAAAGGGGACUUAUUAAUACAUAAUUUUGGGUUCAGCCAUAUGCUUGAGGCAACAGUUAAAUAAAUGUAAGAAUUAAACUAUCUGGACACUUUUGUCCAUACCGAGUGCAAAUGCGAGAUAACGGGGUGUAAUUUAACUUCUCCGGUUAGUUUGAUAGAAAGGCUUUGUAAUGGCAAAAUAGGGGUAAGAACUUCCUGUUCAAUACAAAACCAGGGAGGGGCUCUCUCAGGUGGAAGUGACCAAUGAGCCAAAUGUCAGAGACCGAAUGCAUAAUUAUAAAACAAAAUCUUGGGUAGGCCUAGCCAACCUUUGUCAAUCAGCCUAUGCAGCUUACUGAAAUGUAAUCUGGGAUGUUUUCCAUUCCAAAUGAAGGACUUCGCUAUGCUAUCAAAGUGCUUGAAAUAAGAGAGGGGGAUAUCUAAAGGGAGAGACUGUAGGAGGUACUUGAAUUUUGGAAUACAAUUCAUUUUAAAAAACAUUAACCUUCCCAAUCAUUGAUAAAUGUAAUGAAGUCCACCUGCCCACAUCGCUCGAAAACCUUUUUAUUAAAGGGUCAAAAUUAACUAAAUAAAUCACACAAAUUUGCUGGGAAUAAAAUACCCAAAUACUUAAUUAUAUAUAUUACCAUGUCCUGUUACAUGUUUUACCAUAUAU